AUGCCAUUCAUCUCCCGGUCGCGUUUGGCCAUGAUCAAAGUAAGACCAGACAUUGGGAGUACACCUGUGCGUAACAGCAUAAAUGAGUGGCCCUUUUACUGGUCAAGUCGGUGGCUUUGGGGGCCAUUGAGUACAGACACCGUCGGGCUUCCGGUCUAUUACGGCCGAUACACGGGUUUCUUUCCAAUGUUUACCAUCAAGUGUAUUAUUGGCGCUGAACACGAUUUAAUCAAUAUAUUGGCCAAAAACGAUACCAUAAGAAAUACAUUGGAAAGAAACCCGUGUAUCGGCCGUAACAGACCGGAGGCCCGACGAUGUCUGUACUCCGUGGCCCCCAAAGCCGCCGACUUGACCAGUAAAAGGGUCACUCAUUUAUGCUGUUACGCUCAGGUGUACUCCCAGUGUCUGGUCUCUACAGCUAUUCUAAUGAAAAAUUGCGAUCAGAAUAAUGAGCUGCAUAUGUUGAAAACUACUUUGAUCAUGGCCAAACGAGACCGGGAGAUGAACUUAUGCCAAUCAUAUAAAUACUCAAAUAACCAAACUAAUUGCGACAAAUCGUUAAUUGUCAAUGUGACGGGUGGUGUAGUUUCUAGCGCACAAUACUCAAUUGCAACUAUACUGUUUAUGGUGAUUGUAGUUAAAAUAUUCGAGUAAAACAUUACAAAGUUAA
Molecule: messenger RNA, 670 nt
Organism: Medioppia subpectinata
Lineage: Eukaryota; Metazoa; Arthropoda; Arachnida; Sarcoptiformes; Oppiidae
Source: the annotation of a GenBank genome assembly